UCCUGAACGGCGGCGGUGGGGGCGCGGGAGGCGGCGGCGGAGCGGGGGGCGGCGAGGCGGAGACGAUGUCGGAGCCGAGCCCCGAGAGCGCCAGCCAGGCCGGGGAGGACGAGGACGAGGACGAGGACGAAGAGGAGGAGGACGAGAGCAGCAGUAGCGGCGGCGGCGAGGAGGAGAGCAGCGCCGAGAGCCUGGUGGGCAGCAGCGGCGGGAGCAGCAGCGACGAGACGCGCUCGCUCAGCCCCAGCGCCGCUAGCAGCAGCAGCGGGGAUGGGGACGGCAAGGAGGGCCUGGACGAGCCCAAGGGACCGCGGGGCAGCCAGGGUGGCGGCGGGGGCGGCAGCAGUAGUAGCAGCGUCGUCUCCAGCGGCGGCGACGAGGGCUACGGGACAGGGGGAGGCGGAAGCAGCGCGACCUCCGGGGGCCGGCGAGGCAGCUUGGAGAUGUCGUCGGAUGGGGAACCCCUGAGCCGCAUGGACUCGGAGGACAGACCUAAGGACCGCUCUAACUCGGAAACAGUCCCCAAAGUAGGCCUAGAUCCUCUGGCGGAGCAAAAGCGGCCCUUGAUGUACACACCUCGGUGCACAAGCAUAAGCAGUACUAUAAUGGAUGUAGACAGCACAAUUUCCAGUGGGCGUUCAACUCCAGCAAUGAUGAAUGGACAAGGAAGCACUACUUCUUCAAGCAAAAAUAUUGCCUAUAAUUGUUGUUGGGACCAGUGCCAGGCUUGCUUCAACUCUAGUCCAGAUCUGGCAGAUCACAUCCGUUCCAUACAUGUAGAUGGUCAGCGAGGAGGGGUAUUUGUUUGCUUAUGGAAAGGUUGUAAAGUAUAUAACACUCCAUCAACCAGUCAGAGUUGGUUACAGAGGCAUAUGCUGACACACAGUGGAGACAAACCUUUCAAGUGUGUUGUUGGUGGCUGCAAUGCCAGCUUUGCUUCUCAGGGAGGGCUAGCUCGCCAUGUACCCACACACUUCAGUCAGCAGAACUCCUCAAAAGUUUCUAGCCAGCCAAAGGCCAAAGAAGAAUCUCCUUCUAAAGCUGGAAUAAACAAAAGGAGGAAAUUAAAGAACAAACGACGACGCUCAUUACCACGACCACAUGAUUUCUUCGAUGCACAAACACUGGAUGCGAUAAGACAUCGAGCCAUAUGCUUUAACCUCUCAGCUCAUAUAGAAAGUUUAGGGAAGGGACACAGUGUUGUUUUUCAUAGUACUGUAAUAGCUAAGAGAAAAGAGGAUUCUGGAAAGAUAAAACUUUUGCUUCAUUGGAUGCCUGAAGACAUUCUGCCUGACGUGUGGGUGAAUGAAAGUGAACGACAUCAAUUAAAAACUAAAGUAGUUCAUUUAUCAAAGCUACCCAAAGAUACUGCCUUGCUUUUGGACCCAAACAUAUACAGAACAAUGCCGCAGAAGAGGUUGAAGAGAACUCUGAUAAGAAAAGUGUUCAAUUUGUAUUUAAGCAAACAGUGAACGACAUUUGCAAUCAACUAAAAAUUCGUCUUUCGAAUUAGGGCUGAAAAUUUCUGUUAAAGAGUGUUGCCGUAUGUCUGGUCGCUCCCUUUUCAGGACUAGGGUUUUCUCAUGGAGUACAGUAUGUUAAUAUUUACCUAUAUAACUAAUCUGUUAACGGUUUUUGAAAAACCUCUAUUUCAAAUAUUUGAAUAGUCAUAUUUUAUUUUAAACCUGCAUAAGCCUCUAAAAUUUUUUUUUCUGAGGAAAGCAUUUCGUUUUUUAGUUAUUAACGCAAGAAAAAUUGUAUUUUUUUUCUCAAAGUAUCUUCAAACUGAAUCCUUUAUGCACCAAAGUUGGUUUUGAAAAGGAAAAUAAAAUCACUUUCUUGCUUGGUUAAGCAAGAAGCCAUAUGGAUUUUUUUUAUCUUACAGAAAUGGAAAUAUGCGUAACUUGUUAGUAAUGUAUCAAACAAAUGUUGCGUAGAGAUAAUAGAACAUUGCUUGUAAAUAAUUCAGCAGAUUUGUAAUAUAUUUUUAUAUUAUGAAAUGUACUGUAGAUGUUUUUCUAGAGGCAUGAAAGUUAAAUGUAUAUAUUAUGGGUAGAAAUAAUAUUGAAGGAUAUUGUAAUUCACUAGUGCUGCCAGAGGAAUUGUUAAUAAAGCACCUUCUUUAACAAUAAAUGUCUUUUGCAGACUUAAGGGACUAUGAACUACUGUUAAUAUCUUUAAGAACAAAACACAUUGAACAUCCUUCCAGAAAGUCUUGAGGGAGGACCUAUAUCCAUAAUAGAAUUAUGGCACUCAUUUCUGACAGUGACUGUGAAAUCAAUUAUUUCCUUACUGUUGGAAGGACAUAUUGUAAAGUAUGUGCUUAUAUGCAGUCAAACUGCAGAAAAUACUCCUGAUUGAGGAGUUUUCACUUUACUACAGUAAUAUGAAAACCAGCAAUUUUUACACUAAAUUUUUUAAAGAAAGAAUAGACAAAAUUACAGAAUUAAGCCUUUGGUUUCAAAAUGGGAAAGGUUCCAUGAUACAUAAAUCAUUUCUCAUUUACUUUAAAAAAAUUUAAAAAUAAUAAAAAUUAUGGGAGACUUUAUUCGUUAACAAUGGGGAAAAGAGCUAUAUACAUGAAAUGAGUCAUAUAAAAUGAAGUGCAAAUAAAAGCACUGCUAUUAUAAGACAUUCUGGAAUGGUUGUUUAAUAAGGGUAUUAUUCAUAUGAUCUGUAGCAAAUGUGAUUUUAUUUUUUAAAAAAAGCAGUGUGUUUUCUUUUUGUUUUUUGCUUAAGCACUUCGUCAUUUGCUUUAUUCUGUAUCUACAAAGUAAUCUGCAAUCUCCUUUGUUCUUUUAAAAUUUUGAUUUGUUAUAAAAUUGCCAAAUAGAAAUGUUUUCAGAUAUAUAGUUUGUACCUGUAUUUUUUAUUUUAUUGCCUCAUGUUCUUGUAAGUCAUUCUUAAUUGACCGAUGAUUGUAGACCUUGCCUGAGUAUUUUUUCUAAUAAAACAAAAAGCAAACCACUUUAGCUUCAAAAUUGUAACAAUUCAAUUAAAUUUUGCAACGGCAUCUGAAAUAAUCAUCAAACAUUUUCUUUAAGGGCACAGCAAAUAAAUUAGUUUUUCAUUAUGUAGAAAUAUUUAGAUGACAAAACCAAAUUUCAUGGUUCUUGAUUAGCCUGUGAGUACUCAAUCAAUCAUCAUGCUUUGCUGCUUAUCUGACUUUGGUCCGAUACUGUUAAUAGGCCAAAAAGAAUAUGGAAUUAAAGUGAAAAGAGUUGUAUAACUUUACAUAAUGUUUAUUAAGUGAUGUCUACCCAUCUAUAUUGUUCCCCCUAACCCCCAUAUAUGACAUAUUUGUGAUAUGGUACCUGAAAUAUAAUUAGUCUCUUACUCAAAAUCCGUUGUCUAGUUCAGCAGCAGUCGAACUGCAGCCUACAGGCAUACCCAUUCAUUUAGGUGUCGUCUGUGACCGCUUUCACCCUGUAGUGGCAGAAUUGAGUGAGUGAGAUAUUUUGGCCUGCAAACCUGAAAUAUUUACUCUCAGUCCUUUAAAGGAGAAAUUUGCCAAUCCCUGGUACAGUUGAUAAAAUCUUUGGAAAAAUAAACCUGGACAACACAACUUAUAUUUUAGUAUGGUAAUGUUGCUCUUGGUAAGCCAGCACAUUAAAUUUCAGUGAAAGCUGUUUAAUAUACUUUAAAUAUUGCCAUGUUAGAUUCUUACAACAAAUGGUGGGUUGUUUUUUUUUUUAUAUAUACUUUCACAUUGGAUUUCUUAAUAGUUAAUACCUCACCAUUUGUGUUUUUGUAUUUUGUUUUACUAAAUAGGACCAAAUGAGAUUUUGUAAAUCAGAUCAUGUUUAAACCACAAGGCACAUUUUGCUCUAUCUUGGAAGUGGAAAAUAUUGUGAAAUUUAAAGUUGUUUAUUUUUUAAAUAAACUUAUUUUUCAUAUAUAAAUCUUCCUUAAAGUGGACACAUGUUACUUCUGAAUUUCAGUUGAAAGGAAAUUAAGAUGAAGAACAAUCAACUCUGAUGGGUAUUUUAAGAUUUGUUUUAUUCUCAUUGAAAGCAAAUGAUAAUCAUGUCAGUAAACCUUUGUAAAACUUUUUCCUUUCACACCUUAAUAAAAUGUUUUAAAUAUUCAAGUA
Messenger RNA from Pteropus alecto (black flying fox), 4093 nucleotides. It is a transcript of the gene AEBP2, whose product is annotated as AE binding protein 2. The record is from RefSeq and is a predicted model, not a curated record. Bases 66 to 1472 code for a protein of 468 amino acids. Gene Ontology annotation, cellular component: ESC/E(Z) complex. Gene Ontology annotation, biological process: regulation of transcription by RNA polymerase II. NCBI's taxonomy places the organism in Eukaryota, Metazoa, Chordata, Mammalia, Chiroptera, Pteropodidae. The transcript has 10 exons.